CUCCCCCGGGUCUGCCGGCUGCCUCUUGCGGGCUGCUGCGCCCGCCUGGAAAGCGUUGAGGGGCCGGGAGGCUCCGUUGUCGUGAGGCGGGGAGAAACAAGAAUCGCUCUUGGCUUCUUUCUUCGUGAUGGCACAAAUCUCUCUCGGAGGCGACUGAAAAGGGACUAUUUCUCUCUCUUUUUAAUGCAAAAAGGGACGAUUUCUCUCUCUCUUUUUUUAAUGCAAGAAAUAAAUACCCCUCCUCGUCGGACUGCUCGGCCGCCGUGUUCACCGGGAAGCAAAGCAGCGCAGAGGUCUCCCCUCUCCUGCUCUCUCUCUCUCUCCCUCCCUCCUCCCCUCUCCUCCUUCUCCAUCCCUCCAAUGAAGAAGAGUUUUAUCCCGGAGUGAAGAAAAGCAAGAGGGAGAAAGGGGUGGAAAGAAGGAAAAGGGGGGGGGAAGGAGGAGGAGGAAAAAAAGAGGCAGAUUUUAUUUUGCUUAAGGGAGGGCGCGCGUCAUCUUUUCACCCUGGCGCGGUAGCGCUUGUCUCCCCCCCCCCCUCCUGCUCCUCUUCCCUUUUUGUCUGUAAAGGAAUAAAAGAGAAAAAAACCGAGGGGGGAAAAUGGCGAACGACUCUCCGGCAAAAAGUCUGGGGGAUAUAGACCUCUCCUCCUUACGGGAUCCGGCUGGGAUUUUUGAGCUGGUGGAGGUGGUUGGAAAUGGCACAUAUGGGCAAGUUUAUAAGGGUCGACAUGUCAAGACGGGUCAGCUGGCAGCUAUCAAAGUCAUGGAUGUUACUGAAGAUGAAGAAGAAGAAAUCAAAUUGGAGAUAAACAUGCUGAAAAAAUAUUCCCAUCAUAGAAAUAUUGCAACUUACUAUGGUGCUUUCAUUAAGAAGAGUCCUCCAGGACAUGAUGACCAGCUAUGGCUUGUCAUGGAAUUCUGUGGUGCGGGUUCUAUUACAGACCUUGUGAAGAAUACAAAGGGAAAUACUUUGAAGGAGGACUGGAUAGCAUACAUCUCCAGAGAGAUCCUUAGGGGGUUGGCACAUCUCCAUGCCCAUCAUGUAAUUCAUCGGGAUAUCAAAGGACAGAAUGUACUGUUAACAGAAAAUGCAGAGGUCAAACUGGUGGAUUUUGGUGUUAGCGCUCAGCUGGACAGAACAGUUGGUAGAAGAAAUACCUUUAUUGGAACGCCUUACUGGAUGGCUCCAGAAGUUAUUGCCUGUGAUGAAAAUCCAGAUGCAACAUAUGACUACAGAAGUGACCUUUGGUCAUGUGGCAUUACAGCCAUAGAGAUGGCAGAAGGCGCCCCCCCCCUCUGUGACAUGCACCCAAUGAGAGCCCUGUUUCUUAUUCCCAGAAACCCUCCUCCACGCCUAAAAUCUAAGAAAUGGUCAAAAAAGUUCUUUAGUUUUAUAGAGGGCUGUUUAGUGAAGAACUAUAUGCAGCGACCUUCUACAGAGCAGCUUUUGAAACAUCCUUUUAUACGUGAUCAGCCAAAUGAACGGCAGGUCCGCAUCCAGCUGAAAGAUCAUAUAGACAGAACCAGGAAGAAGAGAGGAGAGAAAGAUGAAACAGAAUAUGAGUAUAGUGGAAGUGAAGAGGAGGAGGAAGAAGUGCCUGAACAAGAAGGAGAGCCAAGUUCUAUUGUUAAUGUGCCUGGAGAAUCUACCCUCAGACGUGAUUUCCUGAGACUGCAGCAGGAAAAUAAGGAACGUUCGGAGGCUCUUCGGAGACAACAGCUGCUACAGGAACAGCAGCUACGAGAGCAAGAGGAAUACAAGCGGCAGCUGCUGGCAGAGAGACAAAAGCGCAUUGAACAGCAGAAAGAGCAAAGGAGGAGACUAGAAGAGCAACAAAGAAGAGAACGAGAAGCUCGAAGACAGCAAGAACGAGAGCAAAGGAGGAGAGAACAGGAGGAGAAAAAGCGAUUGGAGGAAAUGGAGAAAAGGCGAAAGGAAGAGGAGGAGAGACGGAGAGCGGAGGAAGAAAAGAGGAGAGUGGAAAGAGAGCAGGAGUAUAUCAGGCGACAGCUAGAAGAGGAGCAGCGGCACUUGGAAAUUCUUCAGCAGCAGCUGCUCCAGGAGCAGGCCAUGUUACUGGAGUAUAGAUGGCGAGAGAUGGAAGAACAUCGGCAGGCAGAGCGACUCCAGCGUCAGUUGCAACAGGAACAGGCGUAUCUUCUGUCACUGCAGCAUGACCAUAGGCGGCAUCAACAGCAGCAGCAACAACAACAGCAGCAGCAGCAACAACAACAGCAACAGCAGCAGCAAGAAAGAAAUAAACAAAACUAUCAUACUCCUGAGCUUAAAUCCCUUUAUGAGCCUACUGAAAGACCACGGGAGGUGGAUGAUAGAUACAGAAAGAAUAAUCAGGGCUCCCCUGAAGCACAGUCUAAACAGACAAGCAAAGCGUUAGAGCCACCCGUGCCUUCAAGAUCAGAGUCCUUCUCAAAUGGAAAUUCAGAGCCUGUUCAACCUCCAUUGCAAAAAUCGAUGGAACCACAGGUCCAGUGGUCCCAUCUGGCAUCUCUCAAGAACAAUGUUUCCCCUGUCUCGCGGUCCCAUUCCUUCAGUGACCCUUCUCCCAAAUUUGCACACCACCACCUGCGUUCUCAGGACCCAUAUCCACCUUCACGCAGUGAAGUGCUAAGUCAGAGUUCUGACUCUAAGUCUGAGGUACCUGACCCCAUCCAAAAGGCUUGGGCUAGAUCAGACAGUGACGAGGUGCCUCCAAGGGUACCUGUAAGGACAACAUCUAGAUCACCUGUGUUAUCUCGUCGAGAUUCUCCUCUACAGAGCAGUGGACAGCAAAAUAACCAGGCUGGUCAAAGAAACUCCACAAGCAAUAUAGAGCCUCGCUUGCUCUGGGAAAGAGUGGAAAAACUGGUGCCAAGACCUGGAAGUGGAAGCUCCUCUGGCUCUAGUAACUCCAGUUCACAACCUGGGUCACAUCCUGGAUCUCAGAGUGGAUCUGGAGAGAGGUUCCGGAUGAGAUCAUCAUCAAAGUCAGAAGGCUCACCAUCACAGCGCAAUGAAACUGCCACCAAAAAGACAGAAGACAAGAAGGAAGCAUUCAGACCUAGCAAACCUGUGGUGAGUCAUGUGUUUCCUAUUUAUGAAUCACAGAAAUCUUCUAAAUCGACUGCUAAGACCCAGUCGCAGUCGGAUGACCCUGCAAAGAAGAAAAAAGACAAGGAUAAGACCAAAAAACAAAAGACUGCUAAAUCAACCAUUGCAGCUUCUCCACCAGCUCCGCUGCCUAUGGAGGAGUCAUCCAGACAGUCAUCGGACAGAGAGGAGCAUAUGAUCUCCUCAGCUCAGGCACCACAUGCCAUCCUUAGCAUGUCACCAAGCUCAGGCCAAUCUGAGGCUGAUGUGCCUUCCAGCCCAGCCGCGGCCUCUUACAGCUCUCAAACAUCAGGGCGGGCAAAUCAUCCUGCUCCUCGCUCAGACACCCUUGAUAAUCAUCCCCCAUCACCUUCGGAGGAUCACACAUCGUAUGCUCAACUCAUAUUAUGCAUGGCCAAGAUCUUGCAGCUCGAUGCACAACUCCCAUCUCAACAAGAGAAGGACCUUGUGUUUCAUGACUUGGAACAAGACAAGACACCUCCACCUAGUAGCUUUAGCCUCAUACCGGCAUUACUUCAGCUUGUCAAAGAAUCAUGGGACAAGCCACCCUCAACGCCAAAAACUCCACGCAGAGUAGAGCACCAUUAUAAGACGCAUGGUGCUGAUGCCGCUCUUCUGCUCAAACACCCAACACCUAACUCAAUAGUCGUUGAGUCCACUCAAUCCAAGUCCCGCAACAGUUGUAUCAGCCCACAAAGCACAACAUCUACUAGGUCUUAUGGCAGCCACAACCGCGAUUGUCAUCCACACAAGACUCAAAAUGAGAUCACUACAGGCAUGGUUUCUAUCCCUGUUCAACCCAGUACUACACCAUCAAUUGAAGCGUCUACUGGUGACCCCGGAAUUGGCAGACCAACUUACCUGGUGGACAUCAUCCAGAACCUGACAGUGGGCAGGCCUUUCAAGCCGCUGCGCUUCUUGAUACAGGACAAUCGUCAGGGCCAUUCAACAUUGGGCAGAUGCUAUCAUGAUUGCACCAUGAUGGCCCCACCAACCAUGGUUUACUCACCUCAAAAUGAUGACAAUAGAAACUAUCCACUUACCGCUGAUACCGAACCUCCUAUUCCAGAACAGCGGCUCCGUUCCUCUCCUGGACAUUCACUCGCUGAAUCUUACAGCGUGGAGGAUCACCCUGACUUCCACAGAAUUCUUGAAAGGGCCAGGAAACCGUCUACUAGGAGACUAUACGAGAACAAAUGGAAAUCCUUCAUAAAAUUUACAGAAUCCAAGAGCUUGACUCCAAUCCCAGUCCUGCUCAAGACAAUACUUACCUUCAUCUCGGCAACAGUGGCUCGUCAACCACCCCAUUCCCGGUCCGCCCGACUUUUCUCUCACUCUACCCUUAAAAGAUUUAUGAAGAGUCUUCAGAAUAUCAGACUGCCGACACAACACAUCAUUCCCCAAUGGUCUUUACAACUAGUUCUGGAAGUGCUAACCAAGCCCCCAUUUGAACCAAUGGCCACCUGUAAUGAAAAAUUACUGUCCUUAAAGACUAUCUUCUUGGUUGCAGUCGCAUCAGCAAAAAGAGCUGGUGAAUUGGCAGCUUUAAGAUCUGAUCUUCCAUAUCUACAACUUCAUCCGGACAAGCACAGAUCCACUCUAAACCUCAGCAAUGGGGAAACUGAGUCGGUGAAAACGAUGAUUGUGCAUGAUGACGUGGAGAGUGAACCUGCCAUGACUCCUUCCAAGGAGGGCACUUUAAUUGUCCGACAGAGUACAGUUGACACAAAGCGUGCCAGCCAUCAUGAGAGCAAUGGCUUUGCCGGUCGCAUUCACCUCUUGCCAGAUCUCUUACAGCAAAGCCAUUCCUCCUCCACUUCCUCCACCUCUUCCUCCCCAUCCUCCAGCCAGCCGACACCCACCAUGUCCCCACAGGCACCCCAGGACAAGCUAACUGCUAAUGAGACUCAGUCCGCUAGUAACACACUGCAGAAACACAAAUCUUCCUCCUCCUUUACACCUUUUAUAGACCCCAGGCUACUACAGAUCUCUCCAUCUAGUGGAACAACUGUGACAUCUGUGGUAGGAUUCUCUAGUGAAGCAAUGAGGUCGGAGGCGAUAAGGCAAGAUCCAACUAGGAAAGGAUCCGUUGUUAAUGUAAACCCUACAAAUACACGGCCACAGAGUGACACUCCAGAAAUCCGCAAAUACAAGAAGAGAUUCAAUUCUGAGAUUUUGUGUGCUGCGCUAUGGGGGGUUAAUUUGUUAGUGGGAACAGAGAGUGGCCUGAUGCUGCUGGACAGGAGUGGCCAAGGAAAGGUAUAUCCGCUAAUAAACAGAAGAAGGUUCCAGCAAAUGGACGUACUUGAAGGUCUGAAUGUGUUAGUGACAAUAUCAGGUAAGAAGAACAAAUUGAGAGUUUACUAUCUGUCGUGGCUGAGAAAUAAAAUUCUUCACAAUGACCCUGAAGUAGAAAAGAAACAAGGCUGGACCACUGUGGGUGAUUUGGAAGGCUGUGUGCACUAUAAAGUUGUAAAAUAUGAAAGAAUCAAAUUCUUAGUAAUUGCUUUGAAGAGUUCAGUGGAAGUCUAUGCUUGGGCACCAAAACCAUACCACAAAUUCAUGGCAUUUAAGUCAUUUGGAGACUUAGUACAUAAGCCAUUAUUAGUGGAUCUUACUGUAGAAGAAGGUCAGAGACUGAAGGUGAUUUAUGGAUCGUGUGCUGGAUUUCAUGCAGUUGAUGUGGAUUCUGGAUCAGUGUAUGAUAUUUACCUCCCAACGCAUAUCCAGAGUAGUAUCCAGCCACAUGCAAUCAUCAUUCUACCAAACACUGAUGGGAUGGAGCUGCUAGUUUGCUAUGAGGAUGAAGGAGUAUAUGUUAAUACAUAUGGAAGGAUCACGAAAGAUGUGGUUCUGCAGUGGGGAGAAAUGCCUACAUCAGUGGCCUAUAUUCGAUCCAAUCAAAUUAUGGGCUGGGGAGAAAAGGCUAUUGAGAUACGAUCGGUGGAGACAGGACACUUGGAUGGGGUAUUUAUGCACAAAAGGGCACAAAGACUCAAAUUUCUAUGUGAACGGAAUGACAAGGUUUUCUUUGCCUCAGUUCGCUCUGGUGGAAGCAGUCAAGUUUAUUUCAUGACCUUAGGCAGGACUUCCCUUCUGAGCUGGUAGAAGCGAUGCGGUCUAACUGAGGGAUUGUGGUCGCCGGGAGUCUUCAUAACUUGGAAAUCAUUUGCAACUGGAAUCCAGAUCUGCCAUGAUGCCGUGCCACUUGCCAUUGUGUGUGCAGGAAUCACUGGUGUUGGGUUCUUUUUGUUUUUAAACGAAGGCUGCGGUCUGCAGCUGGUGCUGUAAAGAUCUUGCCAUUAGGUGCUACUCUGAUUUGGGAUCCCACUAGAGAAAGAGUCAGGUCUCUCUCCUUUUCCUCCUCCCAUUCCUCUUCCCCUCAGCUCCAGAUUUCCGAGAGAACAAAAGGAAGAGACUGUCAGAAACAUGUUUUUGAAAGGAGGCAGGUAUAAGAAGGUGGCAGGAGGGUGUCGUAGGCAGAGCCAGCGUUGCUGAAGCAGAGUGCGAAUCUAAUAUAGUAAUAUUAACAAUGUAUUUAAUUGACUUUUUUCUUUCUUCUUCUUCUGUUCUUUUUUUUUUCCUAAUGUGACAAUAUGUGAGCAAAGAGGAAGAUGCAGGUUUUAAAAGCUAAUAUUUAUAAAAUGUGAAAGGCACAGUGGUUUUAGGGGAGGUGGGGUGACUUUUUUUUUUUUUAAAGUUUUGGCCUGGCCAAGAGUUUCGUCAUUUUAUUCCUUUGUACCAAGUUUUGCCUGAAAACUAUGGAUUUUUUUAAAAGCAGAAUUGGUCAUUUUUCUAUAAUGACUCUGCAUUAGGACAGAACUUGGUAACGUCAGUGUUAGCACUGCCUCAGUUAAAGGUUUAAUUUUUGUUUAAACCUUAAAUGUGCAACAACUUUACUACCAGUCUGCUUGUGCAGCCUUUGGGGAAAGAAAAUGUCAAACAUGUUUAUUUUUGUGCCUACCUCAUUUCUAAUGCAUACAAUAAAAGAGGUGGUUUAGGUUUAUACUUUUUUUAGGAUAACAAAUAAUAAUGUCCAAUUAAUCAUAAUACCAAAACUAGCAGAUUAAAGGUUUGACUGUUAAUUUUGUAACAGGUUUCAACAGGAGAGACCAGCAGUCAUUUGUAAUGGUUGAAUUAGACUUGUGGCAGUAACACAGUGAUGCUUAAGUAGUCCAUUUUUAAAAUUUUGAAAGCAGACUUUUCACUUUAUUUUUUACCAGUGUCAUCAUGAAUGGGAAUUAAAAAGUGAGUUUAGCCUAAGAUCUGGAACGUUUUAUUCUUAACAUACGGAGCUUGGUGACAGGCGAGUAACAAAAACUAGGCUAGUUCUCUUAACUUCUUAAAUGUUGUGGGAAACUGGGGAAAUUACAUUUUUCUUUUCUAAUAAUGCAAUGCACUAAAACCAUUUUAAGAAUGUAGUUGAUACUGCUUAUUCGUUUUUAAAGCAGCAUAUACUUACGUUUCAAUGUAAAAUUCAAACUCUUGGCUUUCCUUUUUCUUUCCUUCACCCCACCUUUUUAAAGGAAAAAAACCAACAACCUCAGUUUUGUUUUAUCACUAAGUUUUUGGCCUUUGUAAUAAAUGUCUCAAGAAUAAUACUUCGUUUAAAGAUUACAUGUGUUUAUUACUUGAGAAAACUUGAGUGUGUAAUCUGUUGGUGAUGUAAUAAUGCACAGUGUCAUGAUCUGAUCAUUUAUGGUUUUUAAAAACAUUUUUUACUCUCUUUGGGGUACUUUUGUUGACAGCUGCCUUAAGCUCACUAUUCAGUAAGAGAAUUGGUUUCCGGUGUUUCAUGGGCUGAGUCUUCUGGUGUGGUUGCCUUUUUUUUCAUGGCAUGGUAGGUAGGGAUUGAAAUGUGGAUCUUCAGUCAAGAUACUUGACAGGUCAAGUGAGAUAGUCAUAUGACUGAUUCUGUGUUUAACAGCACCAGAUGAAUGAGCCUUCUGCUCAAUAAGCCAUGCUUUGGGCACCAAUCGGCUGUUCUUUUCUUUGACCCAACCUUUUUUAAAAAAAAAAAUCGCUAAAGACUUUCUUUGAUAAAGCAGGAAAAUUCCCGUUCCCCCCAAAUAAGUGUGUAUCAAACAAAUAAGAGCGCCUUGUAAUUGUUGACAGAAAAAAACUAUUUGAAAUCUCUCUCUAUCUUUUUUUAAUUGUUUGGCUUUGGAGUAAUAUUGACUAUCAGGGCUAAGGUUGCAGUUGGAUUUCACAUUUCUUUGUACUUCUGGGUGAACAACUGAAACUGUGGCUCUGCUUUGUCUGGCAGAAACUGAAUGGGGAACCAGAAGAUCAAUCCAAACAUGGGCAGUAGAGACCUCUUUUGCAUUCACCUUGUUGCACAGUUUACUGAUUAGCUAGUUGUCCAGAGGAAAAGACUAAUGUGGUUAAAGCUGAGAAAAGAUCACACCCUCUUCUCUCGUGCCAUCUUGUUUCACGUUUAGCAAAAAGAAGACUACUGUUAUAAAUGUAGGAAUAUUGUGAGAUGGAGAAGUUCUCCCAGAUCAAUAUCCUGACCACAUUCUGUGAAACAUCAAGGGGGUGAGGAGCAUGACAUGGAGAAAUUCUCCCAGAUCAAUACUCUACAAGGCGAUGGAGAAAUGACUUGUUCAACAGUACUGCUGUUUAUCUGCCCCAAACACCACACAUGUGCCAGGGUGGCAAACUUAACCAGUUGAAUCAGUAUUAUGAAACCACUACGUAGAAAAUGUUCAAACCCAUUUUUUUAAAGCAGUGCUAUUGGUAAACAUUAAAAAAAUACUCCUAGUUAGUUUUAAUCUUUAAGUAAUAAUUUCUGUAUCUUAAGUCAAAGUAACUCUAACUGUAUGACUGCAGUGACUUUAUUUUUAUCGUAUGCACAUGUUACGUUGGAGAAAAUGUUUACAAAAUGGUUUUGUUACACUAAUGUGCAUCACAUAUUUAUGGUUUAUUUCCAAGUGAUUUUGUGGGGUUUAGGUUUGCAUAGUAGUAGCAGUACACAUUUUUGUGAUUUUUUUAAAACAACCCCAGAUUCUGCCAAUUAUAAAGAUGCUUAAACAAUAAUACAAAUGACAGAAUUACAGUAAAAUGACUAAUUGUAGAGCUGCAAAGCAGACUGGCAAUGAAACACUCAGCCUUUUUUGCAGUGCUGUCUAAUUUGUCUUUUGUGUAUUAUAAAAAUACUGUUUCCCCCUGCCCUUUCCUUAAAUAAAGUAAAAAUGACA
Pogona vitticeps (central bearded dragon) is the source of this 9309-nucleotide messenger RNA. NCBI's taxonomy places the organism in Eukaryota, Metazoa, Chordata, Lepidosauria, Squamata, Agamidae. The record is from RefSeq and is a predicted model, not a curated record.